Molecule: messenger RNA, 4338 nt
Organism: Leptosia nina
Lineage: Eukaryota; Metazoa; Arthropoda; Insecta; Lepidoptera; Pieridae
Source: the annotation of a GenBank genome assembly
AUGCAGGUGUGUCAUUUCCAGCACCUCUUGCGGCAAUUCGACAAGAACGAGCCGGGUCGAUUUCUCGGGGAGGGGGUGUCUUUUCGCGCCAAAUUAAUAGGCGUGCUAGAGGUUCCUGAAGCGAGGGGUGACAGAAUGUGCCAGGAGGCGUUGGCUGAUCUCAAGAUGGCGAUAAGAGCGGCCGGGGAGCACAAGCAGAGGAUACAGGUUCACGUCGCGAUUGAUGGCCUGAGGUUACGAGAUGAUAAGACUGGGGACUCCCUUUACCACCAUCCGGUGCAUAAGAUCUCAUUUAUUGCCCAAGAUAUGACGGAUUCGAGGGCGUUCGGAUACAUAUUCGGCUCACCGGACACUGGGCACCGUUUCUUCGGUAUCAAGACUGAUAAGGCUGCUAGUCAAGUAGUUAUUGCAAUGAGGGACCUUUUCCAAGUAGUUUUUGAAUUAAAGAAGAAAGAAAUUGAAAUGGCAAAACAACAGCUUGAAGAAAAGACGGUGCCGACGAGCAUUUUGAGGCAGGUCACCGUCUCUGUGGAGACCAAGUCCAAGGCUGUAACCGCUGGAGAAAGUGCUUUCACUAAACCGUUAGAGGGCGCUGAAGGUGGCGUUGCAGAACUCGUGGACUUAGAACAGGAAUUAUGUUCGCUGCGACGGGGCCUCACGCAAGUGGAGGGUUUGACCCCCCCUUCGGACCCCUUUGGAGACUCCUUUACUUCACCACCACAGAAAGGCUUAUUACCACCACCACCAGGCAUCGGUCGCGGCCGUACUACUCCGGGGCGAAGCACCGCCAGCCCCAAUAAGCCUCCACUACCGUUUGACAUUCCAUCCGUGGCACCAGCGGUGGGCCCAUCAACAGGACCAGAGUUUGACGCUAAUCCCUCACUCGUCGACAAUACGCAUGAACCACAGGUGAGCGGUUCGUCCGCCAGCGGUCCCACAGCGCCGUACGACGUAUUCACCGAACUAGACCCGCUCGGUACCGGCCGGAGUAAACCUUACGUUGACAAAAAACUCUUCUUUCAGGAGCUCAAAAACCCACCAAAGAAAGUACUCAAAGAUCUCGUCCCCACGACGCAUUCGAUAUUAAACGAUAGCAUUUUAUCGGUGACCGAAUCGCAAACGGACACCUACGGUCCUCCCACCACUAUGACCUCGCUGUCGCGACAUUCCGGCGGGUCCGUGGCCAUAGCGAAAGCCAAUCAGGGCCCGGCCUAUUCUGGAUUCUUUCCCAGCGAUCCGUUCGCCGAAACGGAUCCGUUCGAUAAUACCGACCCGUUCUCGGAUACGUUCAAGGACGACCCGUUCACAAGUAUGCAAGAGUUUCCGAAAUCGACUUUUCUGAGAGCCGAGGAUCUUAAGAGCAAAUUGAGCAAGGAGCCACUCGACAAACCAGAAGUUGGCUUGGAGAAUGGGAAGAAUGUCUUUAAUGGCCCGCUGCAGGUCUCACUGCCUCCGGAACCCGUACCAAAAUCGCCAAGACUUCACAGGCAGAUGACAGAUACGAGUACGAUUCGCCAGCGUCCACAGCCCAGUUCGAAGCAACAGCCAGAUAACGCGUCUCCACCGCCCCCACUACCUCCAAAGAAGGUUUCCGAACCGGGUUUACCACCACCUCGACCACCACAUGAGUACGAACCGGAUGUAGAUGUUUCGGAAACCGGUCCGCCCUUGCCGAAGCCAGCUCGAAAAAAGGAGCCUAUAGCGGACCGCAGUAUGAAGCCCCGUAUGUCCUCCCUGACGACGAAUAGCAGCGAAGACGAAUACUUGGCGCCGGCGCCGCCUCCACUGCCGGCAGCUAAGCGUUUCGAUAUCACACUAAGUCAACUACUCACACUCACUAUGGACGAACUCAGCGUCAGAUUACGAGUUCCAGCAGCAACUCUGUCAUCUAUGACACUACCGCAACUGACUGACUAUCUUCGCUCCUAUCUAGCUGCUGACGUUGAAAGAGCGCACAUCCAUAUUGAGCCAUCUACAAAUAAAGAUAAAGAAAUGCCUACAACUGUUCUACCAGCGACAUCGAUUCCUGAAAAAUCUAGUCCCUUACCCAAACUUGUAAGCGAUUUUAAACCACAAUUUGAAGAUAAUUUCGCACCCACCGAUACAGCAGAAACAUUUGUAGCCGAUUUCGAGGACUUCGAUAAGAAAGCUAACCCUUCGUACGAUAGAUAUGCAGCAUUCAGAGAAAUACAGGAACAGGAAUUAAAAGCGAAAUCAAUAUUGGACCCGAUCGAGCACGCGCCGAAAGAAGACGACAAAGAAUUGACACACAUUCAAGAGCUGCUAAAGACCGAUGAUAAAAAAGACCUAAGAGAAUUAGACAAGAGCCCAUUAAAAUCGCUCGAUGAAUUGACUUUGGACUCAUUCAAUAUGUUUAGAAACUCGGUUAGUCCUAAACCAGUUGACGCUAAGAUAGAAGACAUUAAGACUGUUAUGAAGAAUUUACAAUUGGAAAAGGUGAGACGAAGUGUCUCACCACGGGAGAACGUCGUUGAGAAACAAGACGAGAUUGAUAAAUACGCAGCGCUACGAGAAAUAACAAUAACAGAACCGCAAGAAGACUUUGAGUCGAUCCCGCCCGAAGUAACUAAAGAGAGGAAGAAAUCUGAUGAAAAAUCUGACGGUUUCGACAAUUCGGAUUUCUUCGACUGUAUAGAUAAUAGUUCACUGUCAUUCACGCAUGUGGAGGAUGCAUUUAGAAAGAGUCCGGCAGUGAAAGAGAGAGAGGUCGAGAAGAAAGUGGAGGUGAAGAGUGAAGCUGCGAUAGAUAUAUUACCUGUUAAUUUGCAGCCACCUGAGAGACUUUCAGCCGGGUCUAUUAGCGAUGUGGCGAGUGGGUCGUCGCCUGAUACCAAAGAACGGUGUGUCGGAGUGGGUGGUGGUGGGAGUGGGUUGCGGCGUCUCGCUUGGACAGAGGGCUGGUCUUCUGACUCACGAGAUUCAGAACCCAGGAGUAGGCGAAGGAGAACGCACAGAGGGCAUACAGUGCAAACAUCAUCGUCAUCGCGAGACGCGUCCCCGUGGGAGGAGGAGAGGACUAUUCCAAGGCACACGAUACGUCGCGAUAGGGAAUCACGACACAACUCGUCAGGGUCGCGUGAAUGUCUCGACUCGGGUAGUGGAAGAGAGAAAGAGAAAGUAAGAGAUAAGCGAGACAGAGAUCUGAGUAGGGAUAGACGGGAUUCAGGCAGUGGGCGUGACCGGAGAGAUUUGAGUAGGGAGAAGCGGGAGAGACGGAGUAGGGAACGAGACGAGUGGGAGCGAGAUAGAACAUACCGCGAGAGGGAAUACAGGGAUUCGCGGAGUCGGGAGCGAUCUAAGGACUACAGAGAAAUGGAGAGGCAUAGGAAAGCUAGACAUUCUUACGACGACGAAGAUUACAGUGACGGUUGCGGCUCAGGCAGGUCGUCUCCCAGGGACCGGUGGCCAGAACAGAGAUGGAGGAGAGAUGAAAGGAAUUACGGAUCGCUGGGCUGGCGAGAAACAAGACGCCGCAAUGAGUUGAGGCAGACCGAAGAUCCUAGUGAAAGAAGAUACGGAUCAACGCUAGGAUGGCCGGGGCGUCGUUCAACUGCUAGCAGCCGACGAGAAUCAGAUCGAGAUCUUCGGGAUAUAGGAAGGGAACACAGAGACUCGCGCGAGCACCGCGAUUCGGGACGAGACUCUGGGCGGGACUCGAGAGACCCGCGGGAUUCUGGGAGAGACUCCGGUCGAGACUCGAGAGACCCACGGGAUUCUGGGAGAGACUCGGGUCGCGACUCGAUUCAAAACUCCAGAGAUCCAAGACGGCGAAGGCGGGAGGAGUCUAAAGCGCGCCCUAACUAUCGGUUCUCGAACGAUUUCUCACCUCGAGAGAAAGAACACUCACCGUUCGAUAACGAUUUCCAAGAGACACCAGCCGCUGCUGUUAAGAAACGAGCGCCCUAUUCCAGCUUAGAGGGAACCAGGUUCGCAUUCGAAGAGGACACUACCGCCUCCCCUGUGUCCGGUAGUUCAGCGCGCGCGCGGGACGGCGAUUCACCGGCCGCUCGUUUCCGCUUCGAUUCCGACUCUAUUUCCCCCCGGUCCAUGUUCGAAGAUGACUUCACGCUCCCACCAAACCCUGCACCGCCACGCCCCCGCACAGCGUCCAUCGCGGAGGAAGAGGAGGGCGACCUACCGCCUCUCAGAGCUAAACCGCCCCCUCACAGGGAUAUAAAGAAAUCAGACUCGGUCAACAUCUUCACCCGGGAGUCAGACCCAUUUGAGGGAGACGCCUUCUUCGCGUGUACCGGUUCAGAUAGAGUUGCGAAGAGAGAGAACUGGCCGGGAGACUUUGUAGCCUUCGAGGAUAUAUGA